GCCAAUUUUCAUUCCAGAAAUUAUUAUAUUAUAAUAUUAAUUGAUUUAUCACUCCCUUCUUCUUCACACAGAAUCAUCCAGAUUCACCUAUAACUAUUCUGAUGUAGCGAAUCGUGUACAAUUGUAAAUUGGGUUGAUUGUUACCCAAUGUGACUAUCAAAGAACAAUCUUGUUUCUCCUUCAGUUUAUGGCUUAUAAAAUGGAAGGUCCGGUUAAGAAUCAGAUAGCUAGGUCUGUGUCACGAUUAAGCGGUCCUCAUCGUUCUGAUUAUGAAGGAGAUAUCAGGUUUAAUGGAAAGUCUCCUAACAAGAGGCGGGUUUUUGUCCAAACUGAAAACGGCUGUGUUUUAGGAAUGGAUUUGGAGAGAAAAGACGAUGUCCAUAUGGUGAAAAGAAGGAUGCAUUUAUGUUUAAAUAUUCAGACUGAUGAAAGUUCGUUGACGUUUGGUGACAUGGUUUUAAAUAACGAUCUGAGUGGUAUUAGAAACGAUUCUUCACUUCUUUUGACCAAGAGUUUAAUGCACAGGAGCUCCUCGACUCCUUGUUUGUCACCGACAGGGAAGACGCUACAACAUAGAGAUCAGAGUAAAGUUGUCGAGAUCAUUGGGCGUGCUAGUCAUUUCACCAAAACAAACGAGCUUGUGGAAGAGGUUAUUGAUGGGUUAAAAGCUAAUGUUGAUCCAAUUCCAGUGAACGGCGGGCUAGGGGGUGCUUAUUAUUUUAGGAACCGUGAAGGUGAGAAUGUUGCUAUCAUUAAGCCUACAGAUGAAGAGCCGUUUGCACCUAACAAUCCGAAAGGUUUUAUAGGAAAACUACUUGGUCAACCAGGCCUUAAAAAUUCUGUUCGGGUUGGUGAAACGGGCUUUAGAGAGGUUGCAGCUUAUCUUUUAGAUCAUGAUCAUUUUGCCCGUGUGCCAUUAACAUCUUUGGUAAAGAUCAAACACUCGAUCUUUAAUCUCAAUGAUUGUGUAAAUGGGAACAAGGUUAUGAAAAAUGAAGGAGUUAGUAAGAUUGCUUCUAUUCAACAAUUCAUUCCGCAUGGUUUUGAUGCUAGUGAUUAUGGGACUUCAGGAUUUCCUGUUUCUGAUGUACAUAGAAUAGGGAUAUUAGAUGUUAGAAUCUUUAACACGGAUAGGCAUGCUGGAAAUAUGCUUGUUAGAAAGGUUAGUGGCGGUGAAUUUGGUAAACUCGAGCUCAUUCCUAUUGAUCAUGGCCUUUGUCUUCCUGAAUGCUUAGAAGACCCGUAUUUCGAAUGGAUUCAUUGGCCUCAAGCAUCUAUCCCCUUUUCAGAAGACGAACUCGACUAUAUAGAAAAACUUGACCCUUAUCUUGAAUCUGUAAUGCUGAGAAACGAAUUACCAAUGAUCAGGGAAGCAUGUAUACGGAUUUUAACACUUUGCACAGUUUUUCUAAAAAGAGCAGCAGCUUUUGGUCUCUGUCUAGCCGAGAUUGGUCAAAUGAUGAGCCGUGAAUUUAGGUGUAAGAACCAGGAUCCGAGUGAACUUGAAUAUAUAUGCUUAGAAGCUAUGCAUCAAGCAACUGGUUAUUCUGAUUUUGAAGAAAAUUCUUAUGCAAACGAAUCAAUUUUUGGAAAGUGCUCUUUGGUUUCUGGUCGGUCUUUACCUUAUAAAGAGGCGGGCCUUGGUAAGAAAGACAGGGGUAGCAGGCAGGUAAAAGUAGGUCUUAUGGGGGUUCGGUCAAGUGCAAAGGAGUUGGUGGGUGUACAACCCACAAGCUUUGUGAAGGUUGGGGAUAUGAAUGAUGAUGAGUGGCAGGUGUUUCUCGAAAAGUUUCAGGAGCUGGUUGGGCCUGCGAUGGCUACUAGGAAAAUUUCAAGUGUAUGCAUCAGAAACAAUCUUACAAGGCUUGGGAGGUCUUGCCAGUUUUGACAACAUUGUGCAUCACAAAUUUUCAGGAGCCGGUUAGGCCCGCCAUGGCUGCUAUUUUGUAAGUAGCUUCAAGGAACAUAUAUACUAUUAGUUCAUUCAUAGUUAAAUAACAUAUAUACUAUUAGUUCAUACAUAGUUAAAUGAAACAUUAUUUUCCUUUACCAGUUUCA
Messenger RNA from Erigeron canadensis, 2058 nucleotides. RefSeq names its product phosphatidylinositol 4-kinase gamma 6-like. The coding region runs from base 188 to 1888 and encodes 566 amino acids. NCBI's taxonomy places the organism in Eukaryota, Viridiplantae, Streptophyta, Magnoliopsida, Asterales, Asteraceae. The record is from RefSeq and is a predicted model, not a curated record. The transcript is spliced from 2 exons.